Messenger RNA from Onychomys torridus (southern grasshopper mouse), 752 nucleotides. Its product is annotated as cytochrome c oxidase subunit 6C-2. Gene Ontology annotation, biological process: mitochondrial electron transport, cytochrome c to oxygen. The transcript is spliced from 4 exons. The record is from RefSeq and is a predicted model, not a curated record. The coding region runs from base 390 to 617 and encodes 75 amino acids. NCBI's taxonomy places the organism in Eukaryota, Metazoa, Chordata, Mammalia, Rodentia, Cricetidae.
GCUGCGGGUUUCGGCUUCUCGUGGGGCCGCGAACUAGGAUGUGUUCCGCGCCCCAGCCGAGGCGGGCCGCGGGCCUCCCUUCCUCGCGGCUGCGCUCGUCCCCGCCGCGAACUCAGGAGGCUGCGGGCCUGGCGGUCCGGAGGGCUCUGGCGACCCCGCCGCCGGCCGGUGCGCUGUCGGGCCCUUGAGGAGCCUUGCCGAGCCUCAGGGCUUCCCUGGUGGCCGCCGGCCCGGUUUCCGUUGUAUUUUGCCGAGGCCAGGGUGACCUUGACUGGGUCGUUUGACCUGUGGGGCCUGGUGCUGCCCCUGGACCAGGGGUGCAGCCUCGGAGGGGACCCAGGCGAAGCAGCCGCCGACGCAGGCACCGGAGACACCGGACAUCCACUACCAUGAGUUCCGGUACGUUGCCAAAACCUCAGAUGCGUGGUCUUCUGGCCAAGCGCCUGCGGGUUCACAUUGUUGGCGCAUUCGUUAUGGCCCUGGGAGUUGCCGCUUCCUAUAAGUUUGGCGUGGCUGAGCCCAGAAAGAAGGCAUAUGCAGAUUUCUACAGGCAUUAUGACUCCAUGAAGGACUUUGAAGAGAUGAGGAGGGCUGGUAUCUUCCAGAGUGCGAAGUGACUUCAGAAUGUACAGAAUUCUUUGGAUUGCACUCGAUAGAAGUUCAUUGCUGACCUGUGUUCCUGAACUAUGAAACAUGAGUAUGUGGGCUAAGGAGUAGUUUACUUCAAUAAACAAUUAACAAUUAUAUGGACA